CGACGCCAGUAAUUGUCGGCGAAAAAACGAAACAAAAGCCGACAUCGAUCUUUGGUAGCGGUACGGACUAGCUUCUUUUUUCGCAUAAAAAAAGAAAUAACGCUUUUACGCGUAAUGUCGGUGGUGCUAGUGCAAUAAUAAACACAAAAUAACGUUUUGUGCACGUCUUGUUUGCAAUAUAAUGUCGUAUGUGUGCUUAGUGUAAGUUUCCAGUUACUCGCUAAGUGAAGUGAUUUUUGUGGUGUGACAAAUAAUUAUCUUCCUUAUUGUCUUGCUUCAAGCCUGUUGUGCAUGAUUCUACGAGGCGUUUAGGCGCGACGGAUUGCCAUUACAAUUUAUUGAACGAGCGGAUAAGCGGUUACAAUGGCGGAUACAGACACCGAGACGCUGCCAAACGGCAACGCCACACUUUCAGCAGAAGAAGAGGAGAGAUUGAAGCAGAGGCCAGCUGAUAUUGACGCUGAUGUUCGCGAAAUGGAGCGCAGGAAGCGAGUGGAGGCCCUUAUGUCUUCGAGGCUUUUCCGGGAAGAAUUGGAACGAGUCUUGGACCAGCAGAUGCAUGAGGGGAACGACGCGCCAUUGCUGCAACGCAUCAGGGAGAUGGUUGGGGGCAGGCUGCAUACUGGGAGUUUGAGGGGCCCGAGCUGUGUGCUUCCCAUCAAUGAUAUUCGUGGUAUCGAAGGUGUGGGUUACGAGAAGGGCGAGAAGAUACUGCGUUGCAAGCUGGCUGCCGUCUACCGCCUUGUUGAUUUGUUUGGAUGGACGCAGACUGGUUUCACGGGCCAAAUAACAGCUCGGCUGAAUACGGCGGUAGAACAAGUACUGACCACGCCCCGCGGUCUGCUACCGCAUGAGGUGACCGCAUCAUCUCUGGUCAAGGUGGAUAUGCAGGGGACUGUAGUCGACCAGGGGACUACCAAUUUCCCUGUAAAUGUUGAGGGUUUCUCGCUCCAUGCAAGCGUGCACGCAGCUCGUCCGGAUAUCCGCUGUGUGCUGCACUUGCGUUCACCGUCCGCUCUCGCUAUAUCUUCCACGAAGCGAGGUCUUCUCGCACUCUGCUCUGAGGCUGCCACUCUUGGCAUCUUGGCUUACCAUCGGGUGCCAUUGGGUGUCCUUGAUAACGAAGAGUGUGAUAAACUUGUAAGAGCCCUUGGACCUCACUCCAAAGUGCUGAUGCUCAGUUGUGGAGGUGCGUUAUGCUGUGGAGCAACCUUGGAAGAGGCGUUUUAUCAAGCAAAGAAUUUGAAUACAGCAUGUGAGGUCCAAUUGCGUCUGGCAACACUACCGCUGGAUGAGUUGAAUGUGUUUGACGAAGAGACAGCGAAGCAGAUCUACGAUUCCACCCACAAACCACCAGCUGAUGAGAAGAAAUGGCGUGUUGGUGGAGAAGAAUUUGAGGCUUUGAUGCGAAUGCUGGACAAUGCUGGCUUCCGUACAGGAUACAUCUAUAGACAUCCACUUGUUAAGAACGACGUCCCCAAACCGAAGAACGACGUAGAAGUACCACCGGCUGUCUCAUCUCUGGGAUAUCUUCUAGAAGAGGAGGAGUUGUACAAGCAAGGGAUAUGGAAGAAGGGCGGCAAGACAGGUGAACGCACCCGCUGGCUGAACUCGCCGAACGUGUACCAGAAGGUGGAAGUCCUAGAGACAGGAACCACUGAUCCCAAGAAGAUCACCAAGUGGGUCGACGCUAACAACGAAGAGUGGGUGCAAGAUGGCUCUCCCGCGCAUUCGAGCACGCCUGUCAAAAUCGACACACUACAAUUUGUGCCUAAAAACACCAAUCCCAAGGAGUUUAAGCAGCUGCAGCAGCAGAUUAAAGAAAAUCGACGCGCUGACAAGAUCAGUGCGGGGCCCCAGUCGCAUAUUUUAGAAGGAGUGACGUGGGAUGAAGCUGCGAAGCUGGUUGGUGAAGAUGCUGCUAACACGCAUACUGGAGAUCACGUUGUGCUCAUGGGCGCAGCAUCGAAGGGUAUAAUUCAGCGGGGCUACCAACACAAUGCCACUGUGUACAGCGCACCAUACGCCCGUAAUCCAUUCGAUCAUGUAACCGACACCGAAAUUGAUGAGUACCGACGCAUUGUUGAGCGCAAGCAGCGUAGCGAGUAUGACACCGACUUAUCCGAGUCGGAGGCGAUAAGCGCCGCUCAGAUCACUUCGCCGGCCAGUGCUCCCUCUGAGACUGAAGAAGAAUCGCGAGAUGAGCACCGUGUCCUCAGAAUAGAGACCAAACAAGCGCCAGUGAGGAGCCAACCUGAAGUGGUACUGAGUGAUGUUGAUACAACCGAUUUCUUGGCUGCCGAACGCGACCACGCUGACAGGACUAGAGAUUCGAACCUGCUCUCCGAUGAUGAGGUCUUCUUGGAUUCGUCUUCCAUUCCGUCUGGUGUUACUUCCCCAAGUAUCCCAGAAACAUCGAUUAUUCCCGAACACGUCAUUGUUCGUACACAGUUCGCUGCCGUUCAGCAGACUGUGAAAGGUGAACACACUCUGAACGGAGAUCAUUCGGACGCGCAUCAAAGCACCUUUUCCCACAGCAGUAAAGAGGGAUCUCCAUCCAAGGAAAUUUCCACCGAGGACUCGCCUAAAAAGGACAAAAAGAAGAAGAAGGGCUUGAGAACCCCUUCCUUCCUCAAGAAGAAGAAAGAGAAGAAGAAGGAGAAGUCCAGCACGCCGCAACCAGCUUAGAGAUAAUAUUGACAAACUACACUGCCAUCUCGCUUUCAAAAUACGUGUAAUGUUAAGAAUUUAAUUUUAUCGCUUGGUUUACCCACCUAUGGCGGGCCGAUUAAAAGAUAAAACAGCCAAUUAACAAUUCAAUGUAUUCUAGACCAACAACCUAAAUCUAGUUUCAGGAGCUUAAUCAGUUAAUCUGGAUAAAGUUUGACUUACGAUUUAGAACAUGGACCUUAAUAAAUAUGAUAU
Pieris brassicae (large cabbage white) is the source of this 2925-nucleotide messenger RNA. RefSeq names its product protein hu-li tai shao (gene hts). Gene Ontology annotation, molecular function: actin filament binding. The transcript is spliced from 22 exons. The record is from RefSeq and is a predicted model, not a curated record. NCBI's taxonomy places the organism in Eukaryota, Metazoa, Arthropoda, Insecta, Lepidoptera, Pieridae. Gene Ontology annotation, cellular component: plasma membrane; cytoskeleton; postsynaptic density. Bases 364 to 2688 code for a protein of 774 amino acids.